GUAUGGUAGACAGUGCUGCUGCAUAUGGUCAUUUCUAGUGACACAUUAGAUAUUUUUUUCUUGCAACAGGCUAUGCUCUACUUUUCAUUGAAGUUGAGUAAUUUAGCAGACAUUCUUAUCCAGAGCAACUUACAGGACCAAAUGGGGUUAAGUGCCUUGCUCAAUGGCAUAUCGACAGAUUUUUUUCCAAACUAGUCGGUUCGGGGAUUCGGACAAGCGACCUUUUCAGUUGGUGACCCAAUGCUCUUUACUGUGACCCAACCCCUCUUAACCGUUAGUUAACCUGCCGCUAUCGCCCUUUUCACACUGGUUGUUAGUUGGUUCACAAUGCACCGGUCUAGUAGAGCAGUGGUUCCUACAUUUGUUUUUGGUUACUGUACCAGCAAAUUAUUUUUCCUCUGCCCAGGAGUACCCCUUAAGUACACCCUCUGUGUGCUCAGGAGUCAGCAUGUUGUCAUGGCUGCGGCUGGACUCCAUUACCAUAGUUCUCUGAACAUUCUGCACAGACAUUAAUAGAUACCUGUUAUUAGGUAUGGACAGAACGUUGACUGGGAAUAAUGAACUGUCCACACACUCCCCUAACCAGUGUUUUAGACACCACUAUAAUCUUUAUUGUGAAUGUAUUUGAGAUCAUUAGUGUAUUUUUGCCCAAUGUGAGAGAACAGCGCAUGUCAACAGAGCCACACGUAUGUAUAACAAAGGGACUGGUGAGAGACCCUCCCCUCCCAGUUGGCGCAACGAACCGCACUCUCUCUGCUCUCCUCCGUUCCCAUGAUGCACCGCGUCUGCCUGUCUCUGCUCCCCUCCGAGCCGCCAUGUUGUCGGAGUGAAAGCCUGGAAAUCUGGAUAGAGAAUCGGGGCUGAAAUCUUCAACCAUCCGCCCUCUCCGCCUGCCGUGGUGGAAUGAGCAGCGUGUGUGUGUUGAAGGGUAAAGCAGUGCUCUGGCAGGCCUCGUUCAGCCCCCACCUCAGAACUUCAACUCCCAGCAUGCCGGUGGUGCUGAGCAGCGGAGGACACGCCCCCCCAGCCGGACAGACCCCACACGCCCCGCCACCAAGCCAGCAGGGCGUGACGGGUACAGGGCGCUCUCAGGAUGAUGCCAUGGUGAACUACUUCUUCCAGCGCCAGCACGGAGAGCAGCCUGGCAAACACCGCUGGCCCACCGGGGAGAACAUCCACGACAGCCAGGGGCGGUCGAUGGAUGAGCUGAACCAUGACUUCCAUGCUCUGGCUCUAGAGGGGCGUGCCAUGGGAGAGCAGCUGUUGACAGGUGAGAAGUUUUGGGAGAGUGACGAAGCCCCAAAAGGGAUCUUCCUGGACCAGUGGAGGGGCGGUGCAUGGGGGGCCACAGACCACUUGGUGUCUCAGCCAAUCAUGGUGUCUCAUCGGCCGGGUGGGGGUUUCCAUGGCGGCGGGGAGGUGGGCGGGUCAGUGAUGUCACCGCGGUCAGAGAGCGGGGGCUUAGGAGUCAGUAUGGUAGAAUACGUCCUCUCCUCUUCUCCCGCCGAGAAACUGGACUCCUGCCUCCGUAAGGGACCUUUCGGUGCGAGGGAUGGAGAGGUGGGGGAGGAGAUUAGGGAGAAACCAAAGGCCUCAUUUGAAGGAGAGAAACUCAAGGAGAUGGGAGAGGGUGACGUCAUCAGUGAUGUCAUCAACCCCAACGGGCUCCCUGUGCAGAACGGCCUGGACGUGGAUGGCAAGGAGUACAGUCGUCAAGGCCAGAUACUGCCCGCAGGGCCAGACACUGACCUAAUAGGGGGUGUAGGAGGGGAGGGUAUGGUCUCCAUGGGAGGUGGUGGUGGUCCCAAACCCCAAGAGGUCUUCUCCGGGGUGGAACAGGGUGUUACCAUGGAUACCAUGCAGUCUGUGAUGGAGCCGUUGCAGUUUGGCUACAACUCCCAGAUGACCAUGGACUCUCAGCCCACCAUGGGCCUGUUCGACUACAGCAACCAACAACAGGUGUUCCAGAGACCCAGUGCUCUAGCAGCCCAACAGCAGCAGUAUGCCUUGGCAGCAGCACAGCAAUCUCACAUUGGUUUGGCUCAAGCGUUUGUUUCCAACCCUUACAUCAUCAGUACCGGUCCGUCUGGAACCGACCCCUACGCUGCUGGACUGGCAGCUGCUGCAACACUGGGCCCAACAGUGAUGCCUCCUCAGUACUAUGGGGUGACUCCCUGGGGAGUGUAUCCAGCCAAUCUGUUCCAGCAACAGGCUGCGGCCGCCAACAACUCAGCCAAUCAACAGCCUCAAGGACAGAACCAGCACAACCAACAACAGGUGAUGCGUGGGGGCGGUAACCAGCGACCCCUGACCCCUAGCCAAGGUCAACAGGGUCAGCAGAACGACCAGCUGAUCGCUACCGCAGCAGUCAACUCAGCUCUCGCCUUCGGACAGGGGCUGGCUGCCGGCGUGCCUGGCUAUCCCAUGCUGGCUCCAGCUGCUUACUAUGACCAGACGGGGGCGCUAGUGGUCAACACAGGAUCUAGGGGCGGACCCGUACGCCUCAUGGCUCCCGCAGGCUCAGUUAUUAUCUCUCCCUCCGCUGCACAAGCAGUGGCGGCAGCAGCUGCAGGUGGCGGGACUAACGGUGGUAUGGGAGGCGGGGCCAAUGGUCCGUUCCGAGCCAUGCAAUCACAGCAGCCUCAGCAGCAGGGGGGAGGGGCUAUGUCAGGAAACUCCUUUUAUGGAUCCUCUCUUAGCAACUCAUCCCAGAGCUCCUCCCUCUUCUCUCAAGGCUCCGCCCAGCCGGGCCCCGGCUCCGCCUCUCUGGGGUUUGGUCAGAGCAACUCUUCACUCGGAGCGACAUUGGGCGGCUUUGGCACUGCAGUGGCUAACUCCAGCGGUGGCAGCAGUUCUCGUCGUGACUCUCUGACUGGCACUAGUGACUUGUACAAACGCACGCAGUCCAGCCUCACUCCCAUUGGCCACGGGGGGUUCUACAACGGAACCCUGGGCUUUAGCUCCUCUCCCGGGCCGGUCGGAAUGCCUCUGCCCAACCAAGGCCCCUCCCACUCCCUAACUCCACCCCCCUCUUUGUCCAAUCACAGCUCCUCAUCCAACCUCAACCUGGGAGGUCUGACCAAUGGCAGCGGUCGUUUCAUAUCUGCUGCCCCGGGGGCGGAGGCGAAGUAUCGCAGCGCCAGUUCUGGCUCCUCCCUCUUCUCUCCCAGCAGCCAGCUCUUCCCGUCGUCACGGCUACGUUACGGAAUGUCGGACGUGAUGCCGUCAGGGCGGAGCCGGCUUCUGGAAGACUUCCGGAACAACCGCUACCCCAACCUGCAGCUGAGAGAGAUUGCUGGGCACAUCAUGGAGUUCAGUCAGGACCAACACGGCAGCAGGUUCAUCCAGUUGAAGUUGGAGAGGGCCAGCUUAGCGGAGCGUCAGCUGGUGUUCAGUGAGAUCCUCCAGGCUGCCUACCAACUCAUGGUCCACGUCUUUGGAAACUACGUCAUCCAGAAGUUCUUUGAGUUUGGCAGUGUGGACCAGAAGCUGGCUGUAGCCGAGAGGAUCAGGGGUCAUGUCCUGUCUCUGGCCCUUCAGAUGUAUGGCUGUAGAGUCAUACAGAAGGCGCUGGAGUUCAUCCCCUCAGACCAACAAGUUAUAAGUGAGAUGGUACGGGAGUUGGACGGUCACGUGUUGAAGUGUGUGAAGGAUCAGAACGGCAACCACGUGGUGCAGAAGUGUAUCGAGUGUGUUCAGCCCCACGCGUUACAUUUCAUCAUCGACGCCUUCAAGGGACAGGUGGGU
Messenger RNA from Oncorhynchus keta (chum salmon), 3747 nucleotides. Its product is annotated as pumilio homolog 1-like. The transcript is spliced from 20 exons. The annotation marks the transcript as partial. NCBI's taxonomy places the organism in Eukaryota, Metazoa, Chordata, Actinopteri, Salmoniformes, Salmonidae. Gene Ontology annotation, molecular function: mRNA 3'-UTR binding. The record is from RefSeq and is a predicted model, not a curated record. Gene Ontology annotation, cellular component: cytoplasm; cytosol. Gene Ontology annotation, biological process: miRNA processing; regulation of mRNA stability.